CACAGGGCCGUCUGCAUUGAUAAACUUUACUUCCUUCCAGCUUUUAAUGCACUUCUCCAGGGCAGACAAGUGUCCUUACUGACUGUCUUUCCUUCUACAAAAGUCAGCUUGCUCCAUCCAGCAAGAAGAAUGGGGGAAAGGGUGUAGGGAGCUGUUGUGAGUCAUCAAGACACCCACUGAGCGCGUAACAAGAGAAAUGGCCCAGCAUGUAACAAGAGAGAUGGCCCAGCACGUAACAAGAGAGAUGGCCCAGCACGUAACAAGAGAGAUGGCCCAGCCAUUACGAGUGCACGCUGUUUCUGCAAGCACGAGUGCAGGGUUUCUGAGCCUGAACCCCUCAGUCGCUGGAAUAGCAGCCACGACAACCAACCCAAUGGACAAAACCGUGCCUGGAAGCUUCAACAGCAGGACCCUGAUCCCAAACUUGAUCAUCAUCAUCUCCGGACUGGUCGGGCUGACAGGAAACGCCAUUGUUUUCUGGCUCCUGGGCUUCCACUUGCGCAGGAACGCUUUCUCCGUCUACAUCCUCAACCUGGCCCUGGCUGACUUCCUUUUCCUCCUCUGUCACGUCAUAGACUCGACGCUGCUUCUGCUCAAGUUUUCCUAUCCGAACAUUGUCUUUCUCCCGUGCUUUAACACCAUCAUGAUGGUGCCCUACAUCGCAGGCCUGAGCAUGCUCAGCGCCAUCAGCACGGAGCGCUGUCUCUCUGUCCUGUGUCCCAUCUGGUACCGCUGCCGCCGCCCCAAACACACAUCAACCGUCACCUGUGCUGCCAUCUGGGUCCUGUCACUGUUGACCUGCAUUCUGAACAGGUAUUUCUGUGGCUUCUUGGAUACCAAAUACGAAAACGACAAGCGGUGUCUGGCAUCAAACUUCUCUACUGCCGCGUGCCUGAUUUUCCUGUUCGUGGUCCUCUGCACGUCCAGCCUGGCCCUGCUGGCCAGGUUGUUCUGUGGCGCUGCUCGGAUGAGGCUCACCAGGCUGUAUGUGACCAUCAUGCUCACCGUGCUGGUUUUUCUCCUCUGCGGCCUGCCCUUUGGCAUUCACUGGUUCCUGCUAAUCUGGAUUAAGAUUGAUUAUGGUGUAUUUGCUUAUGGUCUUUAUCUGGCAUCACUGGUCCUGACUGCUGUUAACAGCUGUGCCAACCCCAUCAUUUACUUCUUCGUGGGCACCUUCAGGCAUCAGCUAAGGCACCAGACCCUCAAAAUGGUUCUGCAGAGGGCCUUGCAGGACACACCGGAGACAGCUGAAAACACAGUGGAGAUGUCAAGCAGCCGAGCAGAACCGUGAGGAAGAGCCUGGACCCAGGAGGCUGCUGGGAAGUGAGCACUGCCGCCCUUCACAGCUGUCCACUCGUCCCUGCACCUUGAUGCCUCCGGGAUUCACCAACAACUUCAGCAGAGUACCACUGACUUAGCUCUUCUACUUCUCCUGAGUAAAAGCAUUAAUCUUAAAAGUACUGUGUCUCCAGCCUUCUUGACAUUAAUGAGAUUUUCAUGCUGACUUUCUCUGACUAUUUCUUGCUGUUUCUUUGCAACUUUUGUUGCCAUGAAAAUAGCCAUGACGGUCUUGUUUGUACCUGGUGGUAGAGGUGCCCCACAGUUUCCUGUGAAGCAUGCCUCCGAAAUCACAGUACUUGUUGUGCGGCUAAAAGCCCGCAGGCUUACAACAAAUGCACAGUUAACAAGGACACGCUUUCCAGCCGGCUCACACCAGCAGCAGGAGAGCUGGAGUACUUGGGGAUGCCGGUGCUGUGAGCUCUAAAUUAAAAGGAGCAGUCAGGCUAUAUUUUCAGGCUGAUUCCAUGCACCACAGAGCUCGUGUCCAUCCAUGGAAAUGUGAGCAGGUUCUAGAGUCGCACAGUGCCGCCAGUCUGAUCUUAUUCCACAGGAAAUGUGGGACCCAUUUUCUGAACCAGGCUGCGAGAUUCAGCGUUACUCUAAUCAUGGCCUAAAUAGAACCAUACUGAUUAAGAAAGACCCAGAAAUGUAACCUCUCCACCAAGGCUAUAAACAAGAUGCGCACACACUCUGUACCUGACUGACAGCUGCCUGGCAUUUGGAGAGGCUGCUGUGACAUGUUUUCUCUGUGUGUGGAGACGGUGCCUGUCAGGCACCAAUAUUGCCAUGACAUUUUUGGCCAUAAAAAUCGAUGCUGUUUUGUCCCUAGUCCCGGGAUCUCCCAGCAGAAUAGAAAAAGAGGUCUCCUUACACAAAUCCACCAUGCAGGUGUAACUGACUCUGAAUCCAUCCGCGAUAAGACACGGAUAUGUCCAAAGAGAAGAAUAUCUCGUUUACACACUAUAGUUGCAGCAAUGCAAUUGAGGUGGGUUGGGCAAGAUUUCCUGGGCUCUUGAAAGCUAAACUGAUGAGUCUAUGAUUUUAACCACCACAUAAAAUUUUUAUGGCAGAUAUGGAAGGAUAAACAGUCUAGACACAAUAAAAUGGCAAAGAGAAGAAUUCACUGUGGCACUGAUGGUGAUGAUAAACCAUAACUUUCUUCAUGGAAGGCACAUACAUGCACACACAUUCAUGGAGACACACACACACACACACAUGCACGUUUUGACUAUCCUGGGCCUCUGCCAGACACUUGAUCAUAGUACUCUGCGCUCUGAGCAACGUCAUAAUGGCUCUGAACACUCAGGUAUUGGCAUAGAUUUGCAGAAGCAGCCAGAGUCAGCUCUGAAAUAAUGUCAAAUCGGACAGGGCAGUCAGCCCUGCACCAGCCAGGCCACAAGGCAGCACACUUUUCUCCCAACCCUCCUCCCAAGGACAUCCCAACCCUGGUGUUCCACGGGCUGUCUUCCCAGAGGCUGACCUGAUUCUAGGUCUAUCAGACUGAUGAUAAAUGCUAACCAUCACACCUGGAUUUAGGGGACCUGAACUCAGGUCUUCACACUUGCAAAGCAAAUUACUGACUGAGCUCUCUCCCCAGGCCCAUAUUUAGAUCUCACUAUUUCCAGUGUUAUGUGAAUGGGCUCACACACUCAGUACAACAUUCUCAGGAGUCAUCCAAGUUGUAGUAGGUACCAAUAAUUCACUGCUGAUUGUUGUCAAUGACAGAGCAGAAUUCUAGGAUGAGAUCCCAUAUGUUGAUCCCCGUGUCACAAGUGAGAGGGUGUUUGGAUUGUUUCCAAACUGGCUAUUAAGAACAAGGAUGAGUUCAGUGUUUGUACAGAUCCUGAAGUGAACAUUGUUUUCAGUUUCCUGGGAUAUGUGCCACAGUGGGAUGCUGGGUAGGCUACGGAGUACACAUUUAAUUUCCCAGAAAAUGCAAAAGUACUUUCCUAUUGUGUGACUUUCCCAUUGGCAGUGUACGAAAACUGAACUUUCUGCAAAUCAUUGCCAACAUUGGAACCGAAGAGUAUUUUAACCAUUCUAGGAGGAGUACAGAAAGCCCACACUAGCUUCCUAAGAGCCUUUUCUCAAUGACUCAGAAAUAGACCUUUCCAAUAGACACAGACCAACCUCUGCGUCUCUGUGUCCUAAUGUCUCUGUCUUUCUAUUGUGUUUGUUUUAUUCUUCCACAAUUGUCUGACGGAGGAAGUGCUCUGAGCAGAGACAGCAGGUUAAUGUUUUUUCUCCGGUUUCCCUUUAGGUCAACAGAAGCUGUGAGAGCUCUGAGAGAGCCCUGGCGGGAGCAGUCCCUGAGUGUCUUCUCUCUGCACUCCAAGGGGCAUUUGUCCUUUCAGUGCAGCUUCCUGCCCUGAGUGUCCUCUGAUUUGCAAAGCUCUGAGUGCUUUUGGAGGCGGAGCCAUUGUCAUCUAUUCCUAAUUUCCACCUACAUCUCUUGCUCUCUGUGCUGUGUGAUUGCUUUUGCUUCCUUUCUGUUUCUCAAGUCUGUUGAUGCUACAUUUUAUUUCAUCUAUAUAUAUAUAUAACCUGGGAAUUAUCAGUCCUUUUCCCCCUCAUCAUCCACCUCAACACACAGUAGAGAGGAGGGACAAAGGAUGGACCGCGGGGGUUGCGGAUCCCACACUGUGAGCUAGUUCCUCUUUGCUAAAUCUUACCCCGUAGGAUCUUGAGGGGACCCUCGGAGAACACACAUAAUAACAUGCAGCGGGGCUGUGCUCCACUCGGUUUCUCUCUGUUGGGACUUGCAUCCGUCUCUGCCUACUGUCUAUUUCUCACAUAAGCCCUUCUCACAGAGAGCGGUCCAUCAAGGAGGAGCAGGCCUCGAGGGCUCUUCUGGGAGAGGGAGUGGAGUCACCUAUUUCUCUAGAGCGCACAGCUCAGGACUCCUCAGGGACUGCUGCAUUUCAACAUGUCUCUCCGAUGGUGCUCCGACCUGGCCCCUAUUGCUCUCCCCUUUACGUGGGAAGUGCUUCACUCAGACAUAAAUCUUGCUCACUGUGCAUCUAAAUGCCUCUGAGUGGUCAAAGCCAUAGCGAAUCCUCACUUCACAGCCAUUUUCCUGGCCAACAGCAGUUAUCUGGGUGCCCAUCAAUAAUUCUAAAUACUUGCAGAGCUGUCUCACACAAAGGAAGGAAGCUGAUGGAUUUAAUCUCUUCAUCUCACUGUAUGUUUAUAUAUGCUGAUGCCUUUUAUUCUGUUUUCAUUUUCCCUUUAACCUAAAUUAUCUAGCACUGUGCUGUUCCUCAUCCAUGAAUUGAUUUCUUCACAGAACAAAGAUUGAGACCAACUGGGCCACACAUCAAAAUAAGCUCUGGAGAGAUAACGUUUUCCUUUUCUGUCUCCCUUCCUGGUGUGUUAAAGCAUUUCUAUAUUCGGUUCUUCUCUCUUUUGUCCUAGCAAGAGGUCACAAUCUCCUCACAGCCUGAAAGCAAGAUUUUCCCACCAGCCUACCCCACCCCACUCCACCCCACUCUACCCCACCCCUUAUCUCCACUCCCAUUUCCCCCCAAUUACUCUGUUCCUUCCCCCUCCAUCCCUUUCUGAUUUGUACUCCAUUUGGCCCUCUGAGUGAGAUUCAAGCAUCUUUUGGGCCCUCUUUAUUACUUAGCUUCUUUGGGUCUGUGGAUUGUAGUAAGGUUAUCCUAUACUACAGGUCUAAUACCCACUUAUGAGUACAUACUAUGUGUGUCUUUCUGGGCCUGGGUUACCUCACUCAGGAUGAUCUUUUCUAGUUCCAUCCAUUUGCCUGAAAAAUGCAUGAUUUCUUUGUCUUUAAGAGCAGAAUAAUAUUCCAUUGUGUAAAUGCACCACACUUUCUUUAUCCUUUCUUUGGUUGAGGGGCAUCCAGGUUGUUUCCAGAUUCUGGCUAUUAUGAAUAAAGCUGCUAUGAACAUAGUUGAGCAAGUGUCCUUGGGAUAUGAUGCAGAAUCUUUUAGGUGGAUGCCCAGGAGUAGUAUAGCUGGAUCUUGAGGUACAUAUAUUCCCAACUUUCUGAGAAACCUUCAGAUUGAUUUCCACAGUGCUUGUGCAAGUUUGCACUCCCCCUAGCAAUAGAAGAGUGUUGCCCUUGUGCCACAUCCUCCCCAGCAUGGGGUGGGGGUGGGGUUUGGGGGGCAUCUCUGGCACAGGGGAGGCUCCCAGGAGUCUGUCAGGAUGACCCAAGCCGAGAUUCCUAGCAGUGGGGGAUAUGGAGCCUGAAGUUGCCACCUCCUGUAGCCAGGGGGGACUCCCAGGAAAGGGAGAGGCACAUCAACCCACCCACGAAAACCUGUGACCCAAAAAUUGUCCUGCCUCCAAGAUGUCACAGGGAUAAAGAUGGAGCAGAGACUGAGGGAAUGGCAAACCAGUGACUGGCCCAACCUGAGAGCCACCCUGUGGGAGAGAGCCAACCCCGGACACUACUAAUGAUACCCUGCUGUGCUUGCAGACAGGAGCCUAGCAUAACUGUCUUCUGAGAAGCUUCAUCCAGCAGCUGAUAAAACAGAUGGGCUGAGCUUGGGGAGUUAUGUCAGAAAAUGGGGGAAAGGACUGAAGAAGCCAGAGGAGUCAGGGACACCACAGGAAGACCCACAGGGUGAACUGUCCAAGGCCCACGGGGCUCACAGAGGCUGAGUCACUUGCCAACGAGCAUGCAUGAACUGGACAUAGACCUCUUACACAGAUGUAACAGAUGUGCAGCUUGGGCAUCAUGUGGGUCCCCAAAUAACAGGAGCAGGGGCUGUCUCUGACUCUGUUGCCUGACUUUGGACCCCUUUUUCAUAGCUGGGCUGCCUUGUCUGGCCUCAGGGGAAGAGGAUGUGCUUAGGCCUGCUGUGACUUGAGGUGCCAGGGUGGGUUGGUACCCCUUGGAGGCCUCCCCUUCUCUGAGAAGAAGGAGAGGGAGAAAUGGGGAAAGGCGUGAGGGUAGGAGUGGAAAGAGAGGAUGGAGAGGGCUGGGAUCAGGCUGUAAAGUGAAUGAAUAGAUUAAAAAAUAGAGUAAUAUUCCAUUGUGUAGAUGUACCACAUUUCUGUAUCCAUUCUUCACUUGAGGGGCAUCUGGGUUGUUUCCAGCUUCUGGCUAUUACAAAUAAAGCUGCUACAAACAUGGUUGAGCAAAUGUCCUUAUUUUGUACUUGAGCCUCUUUUGGAUAUAUGCCUAGGAGUGGUAUUGCUGAGGCCACAGAAGAUGACAAUGCAGCCACUCCUGAUGAUAGACUAAGAUCAGAAGGAAGGAGAGGAGAACCUCCCCUAUCAGUGGACUUUGGGAGGGGCAUUCCUGAAGAAAGGGGAGGGAAGGUGG
This is a messenger RNA of Meriones unguiculatus (Mongolian gerbil), 6637 nucleotides long. Its product is annotated as mas-related G-protein coupled receptor member A. The transcript has 3 exons. The record is from RefSeq and is a predicted model, not a curated record. NCBI's taxonomy places the organism in Eukaryota, Metazoa, Chordata, Mammalia, Rodentia, Muridae. Gene Ontology annotation, molecular function: G protein-coupled receptor activity. Gene Ontology annotation, biological process: G protein-coupled receptor signaling pathway. Bases 197 to 1291 code for a protein of 364 amino acids. Gene Ontology annotation, cellular component: membrane.